AUGAAGAAAAUUGGAAAAUUAAAACAGUGGGCCAAUGAAAAAGUGGGUGCUUCUCAAAAGACGCAGACCACAGAUGAAUUUCAAGAACUGCAACAAAGAACUGAUGCUAGGCAUAGUGGAGUAGAUAAGCUCAUAUUUGCUACAAGCAGCUAUUUAAAGGUUAUGUCAAAAAAGGUGGCAUCCAUAGAAGAGAAAACGAAAGCAUUACCUAUCGAGUCUUUAGGCAUUGCUAUGAGAGUUUAUGGUGAAGAGCUAGGCUCCGAUUCUUCUUACGGAGCGGCUUUGGUCAAACUUGGUACUGCUAAUGAAAAGGUCGCAAGUUGUCAAUUAGAACAUGCAUCAAAAGUUCGUGAAGAAUUUCUCGAAAGUUUGGAUGCUUCUAUUGAAGAAUUGAAACAAUAUCAACAAAUGAAUAGAAAAUUGGAAUCUCGUAGACUCAAUUAUGAUGCAAAAUUAAAUAAAAUGCAAAAAUCAAAGAAGGAAAAGCCGGAACUAGAAGAAGAAAUGCGCUCUGCUAAAGAGAAAUACGAAAAUACAAAAGACGAGCUUCAUAAAAAAAUGAUAACAAUAAACGAAUCCGAAGAUCAAUACAUACAAGAAUUGACUGCAUUUUUAGAUUCACAACUAGAAUAUUUUAAAAACAGUUAUGAAAUUCUAUCAAACUUGAAAAAAGACUGGGUUCAAAGCUCUUCAACGACAUCAACACGGCGUAGUCGAACUUCGAAAAACAAUAAAGAUUCCAAUAAUUCUCAAUCAGAUGAGCCUGAUGACCAAAAUUCUGACAAUGAAAGUUCCCAUUCACAUUCGAGUUACAAUCGCUCCAGAGAAUCUCGAUCAACUGCCAGGAAAUCUAAAAAUUAUGCAAGUAAUAAUUCUAAAAAAGAUGGUAAUAAUCUUAGUGUCCCCAAUGCGUCGACUCGUAACAAGUCAUCGGGAUCUUCUGUUAAAUCUUUGGAUUCGGAAGGCAGGCAGUCUCCUGCCCGAAGAACAAGUGGUUCCUUUACACAAAAAAAACAAGUAAAAGCUGUAUAUAGUUAUGAAGGUGAUGGUGAAGAUGAGCUUGCGAUUGAGGAAGGUGAUAUUAUCACCGUCUUAGAAGAACACGAAGGUUGGUGGAUCGGAGAAAUUAUUGAUGACGAUGGUACUCGACGGCGAGGCAUGUUUCCUGCAAAUUAUACAGAAGAAUUACCUACGAAAUCAUCACGUAGAGUGUCAAAUUCAAUUAGAGAACCUUCUCAUGAAGAUGAUGAUCAAAAUGAUGAACAGAUAUACGAAGAACCUAAUCAGUUUGAAGACAAUGAAUCAAAUGAAGAGUCUCCACAGAAAAAAGCUUCAUCGCGCAAUAAUUAUCACAGUGUGCCACCUCGCAAAACAUCGUCGAGAUCUUCAACGCAUUCAAGCACUUCAUCUGCAAUACCACCUGUUCCAUCCCGUACUUCUAAACCUCCACCUUCUCGCAGCUCUAUAUCACGUCAAAAAGCAACAGAUUAUUCAUCAACUGCGGCUAAUAUUUCCCGAACUAAUACCCCACCAAAUGUUAGUACAUCAAGAAAUUCGUAUAUUCCUCAAGAAUUUCUUGGCAAAAAUACAGCUUCUAAUGACGAUGUUGAACCAUGCGCAGAAUGUGGCUGUGAUGAUUUUUCACCUAAU
Messenger RNA from Cetraspora pellucida, 1650 nucleotides. Lineage: Eukaryota; Fungi; Glomeromycota; Glomeromycetes; Diversisporales; Gigasporaceae. The record is from the annotation of a GenBank genome assembly.